AUGGCAGAACAGUUAGCAACUGAAUUUAGAACAUUCAUGGAGCAAACUAAUGAGAAGUUUGAGAAGACCAAUCAACUAAUCCAACAAGCUAUUCAAAGUAUUAACAAAAAUAAUCAUGAGAGACCUAUCUCAAAUUCGGGAAGAGACACUCAUUCAAACCAUUAUGAGAAUCAACAUUCAACUCAAAGCUCCAUCCUUAGACCUACUAUGCCCUCAUUCUUACCAAGAGAAGAGCCCAUGAUGGAAGUGGAGGAAUCAAUAAUCGAAAACAUUGAUGAGAUAGCAGUAAUGUACGCAAGGCUUGACCCCGAAGUACAAGAGCGCAUCCCUUUUAAAGAAUAUUACGAAGUUCGGAAACAAGCCAACCCGAAUACGAGGAAGAGGCAUGUUGACAAAGAUCUCCAGGUUAGGUUGAGUAAAAUGACAUUACCAUACUUUGAUGGGACUAGAAAAUCUUCAGCGCAAUCGUGGGUUCAAAAAUUGGAUACAUAUUUGUCACUCAGCCCAAUGACAGAAGAUAAUGCCAUCAAAUUUGCUACCCUUCAUCUAACAGGGAUAGCACAUGAUUGGUGGCACCAUGGUCUUGUUACUCAAGAUCACCGAAACAUUACUACUUAUGGUGAAUUCACUCAAAGGCUCAUCUUAAGAUUUGAUCAAAGACAUCCGGAAUGGUACUUCAAAGAACUAACGUUACUCACACAACAAGGGACAGUGGAAGAUUAUGCAAAUGAAUUUCAGAAUCUGGCAGUCAUGGUCCCCAACCUCUCUCAAGGAAGGCUCACCUAUUUAUUUGUAGAAGGGCUCAAAGACUCCAUCAAGAAGAUCGUCAAUCCAUUGGAGCCUCAAAAUUUAAGUGAGGCAAUACAAAGGGCCAUCAAGGUUGAAGAUAAUUUCUCAAAGGAAAGACCAAGAUACAUGACCUCCAAGACAUAUUCUAGGAAAGAUCGUAGGGAUGAACCUCAUAGGGAGAAAGGAAUACCAUGCCACUUUUGCAGAGGAACAUGGAGACCCGGACAUAGAUGUCAAAAAAAGGAAGGUCUUGAGCAAAGGGAAGAAUUGCGGAGAAAUAAUUUAUGUUUUAAGUGCAAAGAACCAUGGAGACCUGAUCAUCGAUGUAAAAGAGGGCAACUACAUCAAGUGGAAGAGUCCAAAGAUGAAGAAGAAGGGAUCUCAUACAAAAGACCAAGGUUGGAAGAGCAAAGACAUGGAACAUUAGUUGCAAUUUCAAACGAAGGUGAAGAUAGACCAUUCAAACUCAAAGGAACCCUCAAGGGACAAAAGGUAAUAUCCUUGAUUGAUAGUGGGGCUUCUCACAACUUCAUUAGUAGAAAUUUGGUGGUAAAAAGGAAGCCAAAAGCUAAAGAGUUUGAGGGGUUUAAGGUGGCCUUGGCAGAUGGAACAAUCAAUCAGUGCACCAAGGUUAUGCCUCAACUAGAAAUCAAGAUGGGAGAACAUAUUGUUAAAGGAGACUUCUAUGUAAUUUCUUUGGAGAAUGAUAUAAUACUAGGGAGACCUUGGAUCCGCUCAUUGGGUCGCUUCACUAUGGACCUUCCAAAUCUUGAGAUUUGCUUCCAUCAGGAUGGACAAGAAGUAACAUUAAAAGGCCUACCUAAUGGAGAUCCCAAGGUAGUUUCUUGCAAAAAUAUAGAAAGGAUUAUCCGACAUGGACAAGGAGAAUGGAUUGCUCAAUGUUUGGUCUUGGACAAAUCUGGUCCAAAAUCACCUUUGGUUCAUAUAGACAUGCAGCCAAUCUUGAAAAGACAUAAGGGAGUCUUCAAAGACAUUCCACAUGGGAUUCCACCAAGGAGAGGAUUUGAACACUCCAUAGAACUUGAAGAAGGGGCCAAACCAGUAAUUACCACUCCUUAUAGACAUCCACGAAGGUUCAAAGAAGAGAUUGAAAAGACCAUCAAUGAACUCCUUAGGAUGGGACACAUUCAACCAAGUUGCAGCCCCUUUGCAUCAUCCGUGGUCUUAGUCAAGAAAAAGGAUGGAACCAUGAGAAUGUGCAUAGACUACCGUGCCCUCAACAAAAGAACAAUCAAAAAUAGGUAUCCUAUACCAAGAAUUGACGAAUUGAUCGAUGAGCUUCAUGGAGCAAAAUAUUUCUCCAAGAUUGAUCUACGAACUGGAUAUCACCAAAUAAGAAUGAGGAAGGAAGAUGUACCCAAGACGGCCUUCCGAUGCCACUAUGGGCACUUUGAAUUUUUGGUUAUGCCCUUUGGCCUUACGAAUGCACCAGCUACCUUCCAAUCAUGUAUGAACCAUGUUUUCCAUCAGCAAUUAAGGAAAUUCUUACUUGUAUUCUUUGAUGACAUCCUCAUUUAUAGCAAAACCUGGGAAGAACACCUUCAACACGUGGAGGAAGUCCUAACCAUCCUAGAGAAAGAAUCAUUGUAUGCCAAAGAGUCAAAAUGUGAAUUUGGUAUGAAAGAGAUACUCUACUUGGGUCAUAAGAUCAAUGAAGAAGGGGUGAGCGUGGAUGAGGAGAAGAUCAAAGCAAUUAAGGAGUGGCCUACACCCAAAACCUUGACCCAACUCCGAGGGUUUAUUGGUUUAUGUAGCUACUACCGACGUUUUGUUAAAGGAUUUUCCAAAAUAACAACACCCCUUACAGACCUAACCAAGAAAGGAGCCUUCUCAUGGGAUGUUACAGCACAACAAGCAUUUGACUGA
Molecule: messenger RNA, 2676 nt
Organism: Cryptomeria japonica (Japanese cedar)
Lineage: Eukaryota; Viridiplantae; Streptophyta; Pinopsida; Cupressales; Cupressaceae
Exons: 1
Coding region: 1-2676 (891 amino acids)
Source: RefSeq, a predicted model, not a curated record